This is a messenger RNA of Serpula lacrymans var. lacrymans S7.9, 1208 nucleotides long. RefSeq lists its product as uncharacterized. NCBI's taxonomy places the organism in Eukaryota, Fungi, Basidiomycota, Agaricomycetes, Boletales, Serpulaceae. The coding region runs from base 78 to 980 and encodes 300 amino acids. The record is from RefSeq and is a predicted model, not a curated record. Gene Ontology annotation, molecular function: metal ion binding. The transcript has 4 exons.
AAACCAAAUCAUUAGUGUCUUAGUCUUUCCUUUAAUCUUCAGCGUCUCGACUACACUUAUACCCAUUACUCUCAAAUAUGCCUGCAACACGUUCAUCCAGCAGGCAGCCCCAGUCUGCGGUGCUUCCGUACAUAAAUAUGAAGAAACGCCCUGUAGCAACUACUACCAGCCACCCCGACAUCAUUAUUGUAUCCUCAGACGACGACGAACCUCUUGCCAAGAGAGCUGGCCCCUCCAAGAAGUCGUACACCGACAAGUCACGCAAGACUAAGAGCAAAAAACCACUCCCUGUGAUUGACCCCGACGACAUUGUGGAACUGACCUCGGGCGACGAGCAGACCCCUCCGAAGAAGCCUGCCCAGCCUGCAGACAAGCAGAUCGUGAGGCUGCAGAAAGAAAUAAGGAAGCUAAAGCAGUCUAACGCAGAGUAUCAGAGAGACCUGUCCCGUGUCAGCCAAACUUCGGCUGUGACAAAGAAAGAACGGAAAUUUAUUGACGUUAACAAACUCGAAGAUAGCAUCUCCUGUGAAGUUUGCACCCUUAAGAUGUGGACCCCUUAUAUUCUCUCCGAAUGUGGUCACUCAUUUUGUCAAUCCUGUCUACAGGAUUGGUUCAGCGCGACAUUCACGCACCACAUGGCUGUCCAUCCCAAUUUUAUUCAAGGUCAGACGAUCCCUCACCAAGCGCGAGCGCUUUUACUGCAUCCCAGCAUUCUAUUCGAUGCAAAGUUACAGCAACAAGUGCAAUUGAUGCUCGCGCAAUAUCAAUCACUCCAACCACCAUACACCUGCCCAAAGUGUCGUCACGGCGUUUAUACGAGGCCUGUGGAGGACUUCAAACUGAAGGCUAUAGUACAGCAAAUGGCUGAAGCUUUGGGAGAGUUGAGUCCUCGAAAAGAAGUUUGUAGAUCAAAAGGCUCGCGCAACGAAGGACCAUUCGAUGGAUUUUUCCCCCACACAGUCAUACAAUCGAUCCGUUAAAUUAUUUACAGUUCGAACGAUUCCGUUAUUCUGGAUAUCUACCAAGAAUCUCCACCACGAGAUGUCUAAUUUCCUCUCCAAUUACCAGCGAAACCUAACCUACACACACCAGCGUUCUUUGUUUUGCUACAGUUCUCCGCUGUAAUUCGAAACCACGACAUUGUAUUAGGAGCUACAAGUUUAAAUACACAUUACACCAGUCUUCAUCGUUUUUUUGUUUUAGCUUUG